AUGGAGUCAACCGGUUCGUGCAGCCGCUCCACCGCGCCUUCCGCCGACCCCUCGCUGGCCAUCCGUGACGACGGCAAGAAGGUAGCCGUAGCGCAGCAGAAGAGCCCAGCAUCAUCGCGUUCGUCGCGAUCGGCUUCCCCCGAGUUCAAGUGCAAGUACUGCCCGCGCACGUUCCCGAGCGCGCGGGCGCUGGGCGGGCACCAGAAGGCGCACAGGAACCUGCACCAGGUCAGCCAGAUCCCGAUCCAGAAGGAGCACCGUCGUCUCGCUCCGGCUUGGUCGCAGCCACAGGUGCGCGUCUCGUCGUCUUACUUUGUCGCACGUCCCAGAAGCGCUUACUUCAACUUCCACUUGCAGCUGUUCGACUCGUAUCGCACGCCCAUGCACAACUUCACCGGAACCGCCGGCCUUGCUCCCGCUCAACCGUCAUCAGCGGCUACUGGAGGUGGAGGUCAUGUUGGAGGUAGCAGUCAUGUUGGAAUCUCGCGACAAGUGAAUCAGAUGGAGACUGCCCAGUACUUCUCUUGGCUCCUCUCAAGCGCCACUCCUUCGUUCAUAUGGCAAACGCAAACGGGCGGCGGCACCAGCGGCCAGCCUUCCUUUGUCGUCCCAGCACCGGUGGCAGAAGGCAAUGGUGGGACUGGAGAUAGGGUUCAUAUUGAACGCCAGCAGGACAUGCCUGAAGUGAAUCUGCAGGAGGAGACUACCGAUGAGAAUGGGAUUGACCUAACCCUAAGGCUCUAG
Molecule: messenger RNA, 744 nt
Organism: Lolium perenne
Lineage: Eukaryota; Viridiplantae; Streptophyta; Magnoliopsida; Poales; Poaceae
Source: RefSeq, a predicted model, not a curated record